UAUGACCUUUUUGACAAAGGCCACCGAAGGAAAUAGAGGACUGGAAGCGGGCAAUGGCAAUGGCGACGGCGGAGCAGGUGAAAGCGUCGCACAUACUCAUCAAGCACCAGGGAUCACCUCGCAAGGCCUCGUGGAAGGAUCCCGACGGCCGCAUCAUCUCAGCUACCACCCGCGACGCCGCCGUCAACCAACUUCUUUCCCUUCGCGAGAUCAUUGUCUCCGGGGAGGCCCGCUUUCAGGACGUCGCGGCACGCUACUCCGAUUGCAGCUCCGCCAAGCGCGGUGGCGAUCUCGGUCGGUUUGGACGGCGACAAAUGCAGAAGCCGUUUGAAGAAGCUACCUUUGCACUAGAAGUUAGCCAAAUUAACGGGAUCAUCGAUACUGACAGCGGUGUACAUAUCAUUCUGAGAACUGGUUAAUGUUCACAGGAAAAGUGGAGCAUUGAGUUCAAACUUGAUUAUGAAGAUUUAAGGGACAAGUUACACGGGAUUAAUAAUUUAAUGCUGAAUGCUUUCUCUCUACAUUCGUGGUAUAAGGGCUUGUAGUAUGGUAUUAUCAUUUUUCGGCCCUGAACUCCUUUCAGCAAAAUGAUUGACAAAAAUAUUCGUUGCUUGCUUGGUUUGUUAUUUAUACACAAUAACUGAAUCAUGUGUAGUUUUAGUACUCUAUUAUAUACAUAUGUGGACGAUCCUUUUGUCACUAGAAAUUGAUGAAUCCUCUCUGAUA
Zingiber officinale is the source of this 726-nucleotide messenger RNA. RefSeq names its product peptidyl-prolyl cis-trans isomerase Pin1-like. The record is from RefSeq and is a predicted model, not a curated record. Gene Ontology annotation, cellular component: nucleus; cytosol. The transcript is spliced from 2 exons. Gene Ontology annotation, molecular function: peptidyl-prolyl cis-trans isomerase activity. The coding region runs from base 54 to 419 and encodes 121 amino acids. NCBI's taxonomy places the organism in Eukaryota, Viridiplantae, Streptophyta, Magnoliopsida, Zingiberales, Zingiberaceae.